GAAAAUGGAGAUAUCAGUGGUGAUAGUAAUAGUUUCAAUAGCUACAGCUCUUGUGAGUUGCUGGACAUGGAGAAUUUUAAAGUGGGUUUGGUUUAAACCAAAAAUGCUUGAGAGUUACCUGAGAAGACAAGGUCUCUCCGGGACUCCUUACACGCCGCUCAUCGGCGAUUUGAAGACAGAUUUCAGUAUGACAAUGGAGGCAAGAUCCAAACCCAUCAAACUAACUGAUGAUAUCUCAACACGUGUUCUGCCUUAUCCGGUGAAAAUGCUCAAUACUCACGGAAGGACUUUCUUUACAUGGUUUGGAACUACACCAACCAUCACUAUAAUGGAUCCUGAGAAAAUCAAGGAAGUUUUUAACAAAGUUUAUGAUUUCCAGAAGCCACAUACAUUCCCUUUGGCUACACUGAUAGCCAGUGGACUCGUUGCUUAUGAUGGUGACAAAUGGGCAAAACACCGAAGAAUCAUCAACCCGGCUUUUCACCUUGAGAAGAUAAAGAGUAUGAUACCUGCUUUCCACCAAAGCUGCAGUGAGGUCGUUGGCAAAUGGGACAAAGUAGUCUCAGAUAAACGGAUGCCAUGUGAAGUGGACGUUUGGCCUGGAAUUGUGAGUAUGACUGCAGAUGUGAUCUCUCGUACUGCUUUUGGCAGCAGUUACCAAGAAGGGCAGGGGAUAUUUGAGCUCCAAGGGGAACUAGCACAGCUUAUGAGACAAUCUUUUCUGAAAGCUUUCAUCCCUGGUUAUAUAUAUCUCCCAACAAAGGAUAAUAAAAGGAUGAAAGCAGCAUCCAGAGAAAUCCACGUUAUAUUGAGAGGGAUCAUUAACAAAAGGUUAAGGGCUAGAGAAGCUGGGGAAGCACCAAGCGACGAUUUGCUAGGUAUACUUCUUGAAUCAAAUUCAGGGCAAGCUAGAGGAAAUGAAAUGAGCACUGAAGAUGUGAUGGAGGAGUGCAAAUUGUUCUAUUUUGCUGGACAAGAGACAACUUCAGUGCUUCUUGUCUGGACAAUGGUUAUGUUAAGCCAACACCAAGACUGGCAAGCUCGCGCACGAGAAGAAGUGAAGAAAGUUUUUGGAGACAAAGAACCUGAUACAGAAGGCUUGAACCAGCUCAAAGUUAUGACGAUGAUACUAUAUGAGGUCCUUAGGCUAUACCCUCCUUUAACACAGAUGACCCGAGCCAUUCACAAAGAGAUGAAGCUAGGCGACCUGACACUGCCAGGAGGCGUUCAGAUCAAUCUACCUACUCUAUUAGUCCAUCGCGAUACACAGCUAUGGGGCAGCGAUGCAGACGAGUUCAAGCCCGAGAGGUUCAAAGAUGGAGUCUCAAAGGCAACAAAGGGCCAAGUCUCUUUUUUUCCCUUUGCGUGGGGACCAAGGAUCUGCAUAGGCCAGAAUUUUGGUCUUUUGGAGGCAAAGAUGGCUUUGUCUCUGAUUCUACAGAGAUUCUCCUUUGAGCUUUCUCCAUCUUAUGCUCAUGCGCCUUACAUAGUCAUCACAUUGCACCCACAGUUCGGUGCUCAUCUUGUCCUACACAAGAUCUAG
This is a messenger RNA of Eruca vesicaria subsp. sativa (arugula), 1543 nucleotides long. NCBI's taxonomy places the organism in Eukaryota, Viridiplantae, Streptophyta, Magnoliopsida, Brassicales, Brassicaceae. The record is from the annotation of a GenBank genome assembly.